Saccostrea cuccullata (small rock oyster) is the source of this 1026-nucleotide messenger RNA. RefSeq names its product zinc finger protein 567-like. Bases 17 to 994 code for a protein of 325 amino acids. The transcript has a single exon. The record is from RefSeq and is a predicted model, not a curated record. Gene Ontology annotation, cellular component: nucleus. Gene Ontology annotation, biological process: regulation of transcription by RNA polymerase II. Gene Ontology annotation, molecular function: RNA polymerase II transcription regulatory region sequence-specific DNA binding; DNA-binding transcription factor activity, RNA polymerase II-specific. NCBI's taxonomy places the organism in Eukaryota, Metazoa, Mollusca, Bivalvia, Ostreida, Ostreidae.
UCGUCUUGAUGUCCACAUGGUUGGCGGCCAAUUCAUCAUUCCCUCAAACUCCGGAAGAACUCUUCAGCCACCUCAGGCACAUACCUCACAUAUUAGCAGACAGCCAACCCCUCGAUCUGCCGGUGACCCUACAUCUCUUACAAGUUCAACCUUGACUUCAGCCUCGUUACGAGCACUGAAUCCGAGCACCACAGCGCCAUCCUCUUCGCAGAGUCUUGCAAUAGCUACUUUACCAAGUGUACACAGAAUGCCAGUUCCCGCCACAUUUCUACAGUAUCCAGGAGCAUUUUAUCCCGCUUUUCAGAAUGGAAACAUGAGUGAUUUUAAACAGUUGAACACGGCACAAAUACAGGCUUUCAAUGCUCAUGCUGCGUUCCCAACAGAUCUUUCAAAAAUAAAAACGCCUAUUAUCAAUAGAAACUAUCUCGAACUUGCAAUGCUUGUUUGCAACACAUUUCGCGGGAAACUUUCUCCAUGUCCACAUUGCCGCUACGUCACAGAUCGACGGAACAACCUCAAAAGACACAUUUCCACAAUGCAUCAAACAUGCGAUAAAGUGCUGGAGUGUUGUGGAGUGACAUUUGGUACUAAGGCUUCUUUAAGGGAACAUAUUAUGAUUUUCCAUCACAAUGGUUACUCGUGCCCUUACUGCGGACGUCGUUUUUGUCGGAAAGCGUUAUUGAAACGUCAUCUGUCGGUUCACAGUGGCCAGAAAGACUUUUCCUGUCCCAAUUGUGAUUAUGCCACAAGUCAUAAAAGUAAUCUGGAAAGACAUAAACGUAUUCACGAAAGGCUGAAGUCACUGGACGACAAUAAGACGCCCUUUGUUGAUGUAGACACAUUCUGUGAGCAGACGACUGCUUCUGCUUCCAAACCUGGGAUUGAUGAAACGGACGAAACCUUAUUUCAACAAACAAUUGACAUAGUUGACUCAGAGAUCUCUGAUAAUGAGGAAAUAAAUGUAACUACCACCGAGGAAGAAAUAGAGGUCUAGCUUUCUCCCAUGCAUUUAGUGUCAUCUCUCUG